AGGUAUAAAGAUGCUACUAAGCAUUUCACCUCUUCAGUAACUUCUUCGAGUCUGACCUGCAUGGCUAUUCGUGUCGUGUUAGCAUUAUUUACUUGUGAUUAGUUGUGAGUGUGCACUAUGAGAAUUGAUAGAUUUACACAUAUUUUACUUUUCGUAGCUACGUGCCUUAACGUGGACGUGCAAGGAGAUGUAUCGCUUAUCACGAAUCUAAAACGUCCCAAAAGAGAACCUCCAGUAUAUAGACCAACAAAAAUUAUACGCACAACAAGAAGGAAGCCAAAACCAAUUUAUGGCCCACCAAAAUUGAAAUAUGGACCUCCACCUAAACCAGUAUAUGGACCACCAUUUUUCUCAUAUCGCCCCUCGAUUUCACAAUCCUACGGUACACCAUCUUCAUUUUAUGGAGCCCCAUCUCCGACAUAUUCAGAUCCUUCACCCAGUUAUGGUAUUCCAUCCGCAUCAUAUGGACCUCCUGCAUCAGCAAGUCAAACGUAUGGGGCGCCUAGUCCAAGUUAUGGACCACCAUCGCAAAGUUAUGGUGCACCAUCCGUAAGUUACGGUCCUCCUAGUCCUAGUUACGGCACACCUAGCAUGAGUUACGGACCACCCAGCUCAAGCUACGGAGCUCCUAGCCAAAGCUACGCAUCCGCAAUGCAUAAUUACGGACCUCCUCUAUCGACGUAUUCACAACCGAAACAAAACUAUGGUGCUCCACAGAGCCCAUAUAGUAGUCCUGUAGUAUCAACUACUAGCUACAACUCUCCUACCCACACCUACCGGGCACCCAUAGUCAACGAAGUUUAUAGUACUUAUAGUGCUCCUUCAAGUACUUACGGACAACCUUCGACAACUUACAGCCAAUCUACGUCUCAAUUCCCAUCAAUGCCAACAUAUCCUGCUACGGUACCAUCUCAUGGCUACGGUUCCCCUUCGCCAAGCUACGCUCCAAGUAUGCCAUCUCAUUCUCCAAACUAUCCUUCACCUUCAAGCGGGUACGAACUUCCAUCGCCGCAUUAUGGCACACCACCGCUGAGCUACGAGCCACCAUCUGCAAGUUACGGAACACCAGGAGCAGUUACAUCAUAUGGUACACCUGUGCAGUCGUCGGCUACAGGAGAUACUUACAAUCCAUCACACAAAAGAUCUGAGUAUGUGGAAAACAGUGCCUUCGUAACACUUGACGACAGUUAUACGGCACAUACUUUUAUCUCUCCCAUUGCAACCAACAGGACUAAGGCACAAUUAGACAGCAAACCUAAAACAAACCAUUAUAAACCAAGUACAACUAUCGAAUUACACAAACUUACAAAUCAUUCAUCCGCAGAUUAUAAACAAUCCAACCACAAUUACGAAGGUGGUGGAAUUCAAGACGAGCACUUCAUCACCUUCGCAAAUGUUUUUAGAAAGCCUUCAAGUAAAACGAAGCCAGAAAAGCAUCUGAGUAAAUAUUAUCAAAAUUACAAAUCGACGAAGAAAGUUUUUAAACCUUCACCGGAAAUAAAAGCAGAUUCUAACUUUUAUUCCAAUGACGACAAUCCUAUGGCCUUUGAUUUUAAACACGAUUCAGAAACGGGAAAAUUGUUGCAAGAAGUUUUAUAAAGUACGCACCUAACCAGAUAAAACGGUGUGCAAUUAUAAAUUGGGAAUGUUUACUUUUUCAUUUUACAUGGCCAUAAAGAGUUAGUGCAUAAAGUAAGUUGUUUCUUCAACUAAUUUAUUUAUUGUAAAAUCAUAAAGCGCAAUAGGUAUAU
Messenger RNA from Photinus pyralis (common eastern firefly), 1751 nucleotides. RefSeq names its product DNA-directed RNA polymerase II subunit RPB1-like. The coding region runs from base 118 to 1599 and encodes 493 amino acids. The record is from RefSeq and is a predicted model, not a curated record. Lineage: Eukaryota; Metazoa; Arthropoda; Insecta; Coleoptera; Lampyridae. The transcript has 2 exons.